Molecule: messenger RNA, 2227 nt
Organism: Chionomys nivalis (European snow vole)
Lineage: Eukaryota; Metazoa; Chordata; Mammalia; Rodentia; Cricetidae
Gene: Esrra
Product: estrogen related receptor alpha
Exons: 7
Coding region: 6-1505 (499 amino acids)
Biological process (GO): regulation of DNA-templated transcription
Cellular component (GO): nucleus
Molecular function (GO): zinc ion binding; steroid binding; sequence-specific DNA binding
Source: RefSeq, a predicted model, not a curated record
UUUGCAUGCGCAGGGCCGACCCCGCCUCCGCUGUCAGCUGGAGGAAGCGGAGUAGGAAGCGGCCGCGAUGUCCUUUUGUGUCCUACAAGCAGCCAGCGGCGCCGCCGAGUGAGGGGGACGCAGCGCGGCGGGGCGGCUCGGCCGGAGGAGGCGGCCCCUGCUCAUCCCGGCGUUCCGGGCCUCUCGGCCCCCAUGCCUGCCCGCCAGCCCUGUCGGAGCCCCAGGUGACCAGCAUCAUGUCCAGCCAGGUGGUGGGCAUCGAGCCUCUCUACAUCAAGGCAGAGCCAGCCAGCCCUGACAGUCCAAAGGGUUCCUCAGAGACUGAGACUGAACCCCCUGUGACCCUGGCCCCGGGACCAGCUCCAACCCGCUGCCUUCCAGGCCACAAGGAGGAGGAGGACGGGGAGGGUGCAGGGUCUGGUGAGCAGGGCAGUGGGAAGCUAGUGCUCAGCUCUCUGCCCAAACGCCUCUGCCUGGUCUGUGGGGAUGUGGCCUCCGGCUACCACUAUGGUGUGGCAUCGUGUGAGGCCUGCAAAGCCUUCUUCAAGAGGACCAUCCAGGGGAGCAUCGAGUACAGCUGUCCGGCCUCCAAUGAGUGUGAGAUCACCAAGCGGAGACGCAAGGCCUGUCAGGCUUGCCGCUUCACCAAGUGCCUGCGGGUGGGCAUGCUCAAGGAGGGCGUACGUCUGGACCGGGUCCGAGGUGGGCGACAGAAGUACAAGCGGCGGCCAGAGGUGGACCCAUUGCCCUUUCCAGGCCCCUUCCCUGCCGGUCCUCUGGCAGUAGCUGGAGGCCCCCGGAAGACAGCCCCAGUGAAUGCUCUGGUGUCUCAUCUGCUGGUGGUUGAGCCUGAGAAGCUGUAUGCCAUGCCUGAUCCAGCCAGCCCUGAUGGACACCUCCCUGCUGUGGCCACACUCUGCGACCUUUUUGAUCGAGAGAUAGUGGUCACCAUCAGCUGGGCCAAGAGCAUCCCAGGCUUCUCCUCGCUGUCACUGUCUGACCAGAUGUCAGUACUCCAGAGUGUGUGGAUGGAGGUGCUGGUGCUAGGUGUGGCCCAGCGCUCACUACCACUGCAGGAUGAGCUGGCAUUUGCUGAGGACCUGGUCCUGGAUGAAGAGGGGGCCCGGGCAGCUGGUCUGGGGGAUCUGGGGGCAGCCCUGCUGCAGCUGGUACGGCGACUGCAAGCCCUGCGGCUGGAGCGGGAGGAGUAUGUACUGUUGAAGGCUCUAGCCCUUGCCAAUUCUGACUCUGUGCAUAUUGAAGACGCUGAGGCUGUGGAGCAGCUGCGGGAAGCCCUGCACGAGGCCCUACUGGAGUAUGAAGCUGGCCGGGCUGGCCCUGGAGGGGGUGCUGAGCGGAGGCGGGCAGGCAGGCUGCUGCUCACGCUGCCACUGCUCCGCCAGACAGCAGGCAAAGUCCUGGCCCAUUUCUAUGGGGUGAAGCUGGAGGGCAAAGUGCCCAUGCACAAGCUGUUUUUGGAAAUGCUUGAGGCCAUGAUGGACUGAGGCAAGGGGUGGGACAGGGUGGGGUGACUGGCAGGAUCUGCCCAGCAUGGGGUGUUAGCCCCAAGGGGGCAAAGCUGGAGUCUGGGCAGUGCCACAGCCUGCUGGCAGGGCCAGGGCAAUGCCAUCCGCCCCUGGGAGCAGGCUUCAUGCCCUCCCCUCCCCCCUCUGGGGGGUGUCAGAAGCCAGGAAAGUGAAUGCCCAGGUGUGGGCACAGUGCUGCCCCUUGCAAGCCAUAAUGUGCCCCCAAGAGUGUAGGGGGCCUCGCGGAAGCCAUAGGGGGCUGCAGGGGAUGUGUGGGAGGCAGAAACUGAUCUCAGGGAGGGAAGGGGAUGGAGGCCACAGUCUCCCAGUGGGCGAUGCUUUUGCUGCUGCUUAAUCCGAACCCCUCUCCAGAGCAGAGGGGGGCUUGGAAAGCAAAGGCCCCUGUCCCCUUCGCUCCUCUCCUCAUUCGCAUUGGGCAUUAGUGCCCCCCCUUGAAGCAAUAACUCCAAGCAGGCUCCAGCCCCUGAACCCCUGGGGUGACCAGGGCCCCCCAUCAGCUCCCACCUCGAGGGGUGGGGGACAGCACUGCCUCUAUGCCCUGCAGAGCAAUAACACUAUAUUUAUUUUUGGGUUUGGCCAGGGAGGCGCAGGGCCAUGGGGCAAGCCAGGGCCCAGAGCCCUUGGCUGUACAGAGACUCUAUUUUAAUGUAUAUUUGCUGCAAAGAGAAACCGCUUUUGGU